Messenger RNA from Orbilia oligospora ATCC 24927, 1770 nucleotides. RefSeq lists its product as uncharacterized. Gene Ontology annotation, cellular component: mitochondrion; peroxisome; cytoplasm. Gene Ontology annotation, biological process: response to hydrogen peroxide; hydrogen peroxide catabolic process. Gene Ontology annotation, molecular function: catalase activity; heme binding. The record is from RefSeq and is a predicted model, not a curated record. NCBI's taxonomy places the organism in Eukaryota, Fungi, Ascomycota, Orbiliomycetes, Orbiliales, Orbiliaceae. Bases 1 to 1770 code for a protein of 589 amino acids. The transcript is spliced from 10 exons.
AUGUCGAACACUGGAACGGGAAGCCCUCUCAAACAUCCUUUGAAAGCGGCCUCAGAAAUAGCCGGAAGCCUUGGAGUAGAUCCUAGAGCUGCGCAAAGAGCUAGCCUAUUCCAAGGUGCUAACGACGGACCGGCGAUUACUGCUGCCAAAAUCUCCGGUGUUAUCGCGGCGCACCAGCGAAAGGAUGAUGGACCAUACUUUACGAACAACGAAGGCGCCCCUUGGCCUGACCCAGCACACUCUCUAAACGUCGGUGGCAUUCCCGUCAUAAGCGAUACGUUUCUUAUGCAAAAGCAACAAACUUUCAACCGGAGUAAAACAUUGGAGCGAAUGGUCCAUCCUUGCGGUAGCGGUGCGUUCGGAUACUUCGAGUGCACAAAACCAGUUUCAAAUUUAACUAAGGCUGACUUCCUUCAAAAAACUGGCCAAAAAACUCCUGUGUUCGUCCGGUUUUCGACUGUCACAUUUGGAAAAGAGUUUCCGGAUGAGGGUCGUAAUCCUCGUGGGUUUGCCAUCAAAUUUUACACCGGCGAAGGAAAUUAUGAUAUUGUUGGGCUCAAUUGGCCGAUUUUCUUUUGCCGAGAUCCCAUCCAAGGACCGGACGUUAUUCGUUCCCAACAACGAAACCCAGCCAAUUUCCUCUUGGAUUUCAAUAGCCUUUUCGAUUUUCUGGCCAAUGUUCCAGAAAGUAAUCAUGCCGGGAUGAUGUUUUUCAGUGAUCAUGGUACCCCGGUUGGAUGGCGCUUCAAUCACGGCUACGGUUGUCACACUUUCAAAUGGGUUAAUGCGGAGGGAAAGUUCGUUUACAUCAAGUAUCAUUUCCAGGCGGAUCACGGACAGAAACAAUUCACGUGGCCUGAAGCCGUCAAGAUGUCAGGGGAGGAUCCUGAUUUUUCAAAGCGCGAUCUGUGGGAGGCGAUUGAAAGUGGUACUCCUGUGACCUGGACUGCUUGCUACCAGGUAAUGACGCCAGAAGAAGCUGAUCCGGCGCUUCUUGGAUUUGAUCCAUUCGAUGUUACCAAAGUUUGGCCUCGAAAGCAAUUUCCACUCCAUGAAUUUGGAAAGCUUGUUCUAAACAAGAAUCCUGAAAAUUACCAUCGAGAUGUUGAACAAGCGGCAUUCUCGCCGGGUAGUUUCGUCCCAGGUAUUGAAGCGAGCCCUGAUAUGCUGUUGCAAUUCAGGACUUUCUUCUAUCGUGAUGCGCAAUAUCACAGACUUGGGGUCAAUCUUCACCAAGUUCCCGUCAACUGCCCCUUUAUGGCCUCCUCAUACUCCUCGAUCAAUUUUGACGGGCCAUUGAGAUCUGAUGCCAAUACUGGUGGAAAUCCGCAUUACGUUCCCAAUAGCUUUGUCAACAAGUUCUCUCCGGACAAAGCUGAGUGUCCAGUCGCAGUUGCUGACAACAUCCUUUCUCGUCAAUCCCAUCACUUCCAUGAAGGUAGCCCAAGUGAGUAUGACCAAGCCAGAGAGCUAUAUCUUCGUGUCAUGAGUAGCGAACAGAGAGCUAGGCUACAUUCGAAUACUGCCGUUUGCCUCAAGUGGUCUCGACCUGAGGUGCAGAAGGCGUAUUUGGCUCAAUGUUGGGCGAUCAGUCCUGACUAUGCCAAAGGCAUUUAUAAUGAAUUGCCAGAGAAGAAGAUUCAAUUGGAAGAUGUCGAAGCUUUAGGGGCGGAAGCGGCGAAGCAAGGAAAGUGUAAGGCGUUUACUCCAACCUCCAAAAAUCAUAGAUUGGUCGGAAAGGCUGUUCCAGUUCUUGUCUCUUCGAAGUAA